Messenger RNA from Phragmites australis (common reed), 1162 nucleotides. RefSeq names its product agglutinin isolectin 3-like. The transcript has a single exon. Gene Ontology annotation, molecular function: chitin binding. Lineage: Eukaryota; Viridiplantae; Streptophyta; Magnoliopsida; Poales; Poaceae. The record is from RefSeq and is a predicted model, not a curated record. Bases 236 to 916 code for a protein of 226 amino acids.
CACCGGAAAGAAAAAUAAUUGGGACAUAACUGCAGAUAAGAAGCAAGAUGUGUGCGCUGUACAUGUUUGAUUUCAGUUUCUGGCUGCAUGCACGCAUAUCAGGAGCAUCCAAUGUGCCACCUGGAAAUCUAGCCAGCUCUUUUGACCGGCCUGAACUUAUAUAAGGGACCUCACGGCUAGGGAUCUUAUCUCCUGCUAGUCCACCCAUCCAGCCGAAUACUACCCAACAGAGCGUAUGACAAUGUUCACCGCAGCGAGAGCUUCGAACCUGCUGGGCACUAUGACCGCCCUCGCCUGUGUAAUGGUGGCCGCGCGUGCGCAGCGUUGCGGCAAGCAGGCCGGCGGCGUGAUAUGCCCAAAUAACCUCUGCUGCAGCCAGUACGGGUAUUGCGGUCUUGGCAGCAACUACUGCGGCGCCGGCUGCCAAAGCGGUGCUUGCUGCCCUAGCCUUCGGUGCGGCAGCCAAGCCGGCGGUGCAACUUGUCCCAACAACCAAUGCUGCAGUCAAUACGGUUAUUGCGGCUUCGGUCAAGAAUUCUGCGGUGACGGCUGCCAAAGUGGAGCUUGCCGCGCCAACAGAAAGUGCGGAAGCUUGGCCGGCGGCCAAGUAUGCCCCGACAACCUCUGUUGCAGCCAGUACGGGUAUUGCGGCCUCGGCUCAGAGUUCUGCGGUGAUGGCUGCCAGAGCGGUGCCUGUUGCACCAAGCGCUGCGGCAGGCAGGCUGGUGGCGCCAUUUGCCCCAACGACUACUGUUGCAGUCGGGACGGAUAUUGCGGCCUCGGCGGCGAUUACUGCGGCGCCGGCUGCCAAAGCGGCCACUGUCAUGGUCAUGGCGUCGGCGAAACGACCAUUGCCGUGGAGGAGCUCUUCAACAAGACUACUUCAGUUGAAACCAAUACAACUUUAGCGCAGUAGUCCGACAUCUGCCACGACGAAUGCAUGGUGCGCAUUCAGUGUGCCUCCAAUAAACUCAAGCGCUAUGAUACUAUGUAAUUGGUGCUAGCUCCUGCGAGGUGAUCAUCGUCGAUGUACGAGUUUGUACUUUGUACUGCUAAGCGAUAUGCAUGGAUUUUCGGGAGCCGAUAUGUCCAUGCAUAUAUAUCAGCUAUGAUGCAUAUGAAUAAAGUCCUUGUGUCCUUUGUAGUGCACUUGCUCGCAUAA